AUGGCACAUUCAUAUAUCUCUAUCUUGUUUUUGAUAGUUUCUCUCAUCUUCAUGUUAACAAGCGUGAGAGCCGAUCUGAUAAACGAUGUUUGUUCAAAAACACAAAAACCCACUAUAUGUUUAUCGGCUCUAAAAGGGGAUUCUCGAUCCAAAGGUGCAAAUCUUGAAGGCCUUGCGACUAUCUCAAUAGACAUAUCACUAAAGAACAUGCAAUCUACACAUGAUCUUGUUAAUACAUUACUUAAUCAGGCCACAAAUCCAAAAUUAAAGACGAGAUAUAGUUCGUGUUUGGAGAAUUACAAUGAUGGUAUUGAUGAUCUUAGAGGAUUGCCUGCUCUUUUAAAAUCUAAAGACUAUGUUGGUUUGAAUAUUCAUGCAUCUGCUGCUUUGGAUGAUCCUUCUACGUGUGAUGACAAUUUUUCAGAUCCACCUGCUGAAUCACCCCAAUUGAAAGCUGCUAGUGACAAGCUUCAAGGAAUUAUUGAUAUAAUUUUGGUUAUUAGCAACCUACUGAAAGGAUAA
This is a messenger RNA of Solanum verrucosum, 522 nucleotides long. RefSeq names its product pectinesterase inhibitor-like. Gene Ontology annotation, molecular function: pectinesterase inhibitor activity. The record is from RefSeq and is a predicted model, not a curated record. The transcript has a single exon. Gene Ontology annotation, biological process: negative regulation of catalytic activity. Lineage: Eukaryota; Viridiplantae; Streptophyta; Magnoliopsida; Solanales; Solanaceae. Bases 1 to 522 code for a protein of 173 amino acids.